AUGUCACUGACGCGUCAAUCUCACCGAACAGUCGACAGAGAUGAGGUUGAGCGACUCCGCAAGCGAUUCAUGAAACUGGAUAAGGACAGCUCGGGUACAAUUGAUCGCGAUGAAUUCCUUUCCCUUCCGCAAGUGUCAUCCAACCCGCUGGCAACGAGAAUGAUCGCAAUCUUCGAUGAAGAUGGUGGCGGUGACGUCGACUUCCAAGAAUUCGUUUCAGGUCUCUCGGCCUUCUCGUCUAAGGGUAACAAGGAAGAAAAGCUUCGCUUCGCAUUCAAGGUCUACGAUAUCGAUCGCGACGGUUACAUCUCUAACGGAGAACUGUUCAUCGUAUUAAAGAUGAUGGUUGGCAACAACCUGAAAGACGUGCAGCUGCAGCAGAUCGUCGAUAAGACCAUCAUGGAGGCGGACAAGGAUCAGGAUGGAAAGAUCAGCUUCGAGGAGUUUACGGAUAUGGUGGAGAAUACGGAUGUCAGUUUGAGUAUGACGCUAAGCCAGAUUUAA
This is a messenger RNA of Aspergillus oryzae RIB40, 504 nucleotides long. It is a transcript of the gene cnaB, whose product is annotated as calcineurin regulatory subunit B. Lineage: Eukaryota; Fungi; Ascomycota; Eurotiomycetes; Eurotiales; Aspergillaceae. Bases 1 to 504 code for a protein of 167 amino acids. Gene Ontology annotation, molecular function: calcium ion binding; calcium-dependent protein serine/threonine phosphatase regulator activity. The transcript is spliced from 4 exons. The record is from RefSeq and is a predicted model, not a curated record.